AGAAAUGCUUCUUUUUUGGUGGAUCAAAUCUCUAUACCACCACCUGAUGCACUGGCCUGGUUUAUCUCCGAUGAAUACGUCGCCAAAAAUAAUGAAAACGAUCCCUCGUUGAGACCUGAUAGCGAUGCCGGAGUGAUAGCCGAUAGCGAUGCUGAAACAACAGCCGAUAGCAAUUACGAGCCUGUCGCUAGGAUGAGCAACAAUCCACCCAAAAAAUAUAGAACAAGAACAAGGGCAAAAAAACCAACGUAUAGUUGGAUGUUGUUCAUUCAUCCCAAG
Molecule: messenger RNA, 279 nt
Organism: Racocetra persica
Lineage: Eukaryota; Fungi; Glomeromycota; Glomeromycetes; Diversisporales; Gigasporaceae
Source: the annotation of a GenBank genome assembly